ACCUCAGUUGACACUGGAAGACACUCACUGGAAAAAGAAAAUGGUCUACAAACAAAAAAAUGAAUGAAUUGAGUUCAAACUAAAGUCAGCAUUCUGGAUUAUACUGUAAAAUGUAAUCGGUGGGAAGGAAGGGGGGGGAAAAAACGACUCGUGAUAGGUUUGCUGUGACUUAAAUAAAUAUCCACGGCAUCAGAUAGUAAACACAUGUAAUACACAAGUCUUUCCCCUCCUCCUUGGCCUUUGUUGGUUCCUCCCGUUGACGUGUUUCCACAGAGCAGAUGGCUUUACACAUAAAUCCUAUUAACAACUUUCUGCUGAUGGAGACACAUUGAGUACAGGGCUUUCUCACUCGUUCAUUAUCUCCACUGAGAUGCCUGCUUUUUUUAUUUUCUAACCUCUGAAAAGGAGCAGUGGUGGAGUCAAAGGUCUAGCCAUGUCUGCAGAAAAGAAGCCAAAGAAGAAAAAAGAGGAGCACGGAGGCAGCACAGAAACCAAGCUGAACGGAACUGAAGCCAAACCCAAAAAAACAAAGAGCAAGAAAAAUGAUGACGCUUCAGAAGACGAGAGCCCCGCCAUCCAAAAUGGAAAGAAGGUGAAGAAAAAAAAAACAGAGAAAGACAAGGAAGACUCGGAGAAGGACAAAGAGAAAGAGAAAGCACCAAAGAAGAAAACCAAAAGCGCUCCAAAAAAGAAGAAAGGGUCGGGAACAGAUGGUGAUGAUGAUGAUGAUGAGGAUGACACCCCCAAGAAGAAAACUAAGAAAAAGACAACAAAGGACGGCUCUCCGUCUGCAACUUCCACCAAAGACAAGAAAUCCAAACCUAAAGAAGACAAAGAAUCUGAUGGGAAAGAAAAAAAGUCCAAGUCAAAGGACAAGGACAAGGACAAGGAAAAGAAGAAAGAGCCAGCAUCAAUGUUUCAAAUAAAUGGAGAAAAGGACUCAAAAAGCAAGAAGAAAGCUGCCAAAUCCGACAGUGACGACAGCGAAGAAGAGACAAAGACGACCAAAUCUAAGAAGAAAUCUACUGCUGCCCCUUCAUCGCUGUUCCAGACAUCAGGAGACAAGGACAAAGACAAAGAGAAGAAGACAAAGAAGAAAGGAAAAGCAGACGAGAGUGACAACUCUGAGUCUGAAAAAGACGAAAAAUCUAAGAAGAAAAAAGGCAAAGGGAAGAAGAAAAAGGCGAGAUCUCCAUCACCUGAGAUUGAGUUUGAAAACCUGGAGAAUUUUGUGAUGCAGCCAGCUCCACAGGGCGUGACCAUUAAAUGCAGAGUCACUCGAGACCAGAGGGGGAUGGACAAGAGCCUCUAUCCACUGUAUUACCUUCAUCUGGACAAUGAGAAAAAGACUUUCUUGUUGGCUGGGAGGAAAAGAAAGAGAAGUGCAACUUCAAAUUACCUCAUCUCCAUUGAUGCCACAGAUUUAUCAAGGGGUGGAGAGAAUUUUGUGGGAAAGCUGAGGUCAAAUUUGAUGGGGACUAAGUUCACCGUGUUUGACAACGCUCUGCAUCCAGAGAGAGCUCUUCCAGACAUGUCGAACGCACGGCAGGAGCUCGCAGGCAUCAUCUAUGAAACAAAUGUAUUGGGAAUAAAAGGACCCAGAAGGAUGACUAUCGUCAUUCCAGGAAUGGACAAGGAUAACAAUCGAGUACCACUCCGACCAAGAAAUGAAUGUGACGGCUUGCUGUUGAGACACCAGAGCAGAAGGACGGAAAAUCUGAUCGAGCUCCGCAACAAGACUCCAGUGUGGAAUGAAGAAUCGGGGUCUCACGUGCUCAACUUCAACGGCCGGGUCACCCAGGCGUCCAUCAAGAACUUCCAGAUCGUCCAUAACAAAGACUUGGACUACAUUGUGAUGCAGUUUGGACGGAUAGCAGACGACAUUUUCACCCUGGACUUCAACUAUCCAAUGUGUGCUGUGCAGGCCUUUGCCAUCGCGCUCUCCAGCUUUGAUGGCAAAAUUGCCUGUGAAUAAUAAGGAAUCCCAAAAGCCCCGAAACACUGAAAUCAGUGUGUACAACACCAGCACUGACAACCCAAGUCUUUGGAUGUUGCCUUCAAUGUUCCUUGUUAAAACAUUGCUUCCUUGGAUGUGGCAAUACCUGCUGCUGUGCUGACGUCAUCUUGUCCGUUGGAUUCCCCACAGGAAUAAGACAUAAAGUUGUUGUCCUAUUAUCGUCUGAUCUUGCAUGACACUGAUGCGUCCUGGUUUCACUCCCAUUACCUCAGCUGGAAAGUCCCCAGUGACUGCAAGGUUAUGUCUUUUUUGGAUGGGAUGGCAGUACACUUCAAUGAUGGAGGUGUCAGGAAAACCUCAUGAACAGGUGUCAAACUGCUUUUUUUUUUUGAUGCUCUGCUGUGUUAUGCAUCAGGCUGUGUCAAUCAUAAAAAUAUCUAAUGUCUUUAGAUAAAGACAGAUUUUUUUAUUUGAAGGGUUUGAGAGACAUUUACGAGCUGCACGAGUGACACUGUUACACUGACGAGAUUAAAAGAUUGUUUCUAUUUGAAUCUUAUUAAAUAAAGCAGUGGACUUGUCUUGUAGUUACAAACAAGCAUUGUUAAAGUAACAUAUGUAGACGUUUAUUACUCUGGAAUAGUGGUCUUUGUUGUUCCUCCACUAACAUUUAGUCAUGACUGACUUGUAGUUUUUAUAAAUGUAUAAUUAUUCCGUCCGUUUGUGAUUGAUCUCAGGUAGAUUUUCAUAUUUUUACUUUUGUUUUUCUGAACACUGCCUUUGUUGUAUUUCAUGUGAUGUUAUUGUUAUUUAGUGAAGCAUGUCAAAGAGAAGUCUUCAUCCCUGUCUGGUCGGUUGGAACUGAACUGAUUUGAAGGCCAGUUUGAAAAUUGGCCAUAUUUCAUAAUAAAGAAAUAAUUACUUCUGA
This is a messenger RNA of Solea senegalensis (Senegalese sole), 2882 nucleotides long. RefSeq names its product tubby-related protein 1-like. The record is from RefSeq and is a predicted model, not a curated record. Gene Ontology annotation, cellular component: cilium. The coding region runs from base 434 to 1975 and encodes 513 amino acids. Lineage: Eukaryota; Metazoa; Chordata; Actinopteri; Pleuronectiformes; Soleidae. Gene Ontology annotation, biological process: protein localization to cilium. The transcript is spliced from 13 exons. Gene Ontology annotation, molecular function: actin filament binding.